GUUCCAUGUCGACAUUCUAUCAAGAUCAUGGUACGCGGUACGUCCAACGUUUGCGUUACAUUUUUGCGUGAUUCGUUACAUAAAAUUUAUCUUGUUGUAAUCCUUGCACAAGUCCUCUACUACUUCCAUACCUAUAACUAUUAAUUCUCAUAUCAAAUAGUUAUGGUUAACCAAAGUAGAAAGCAGCGAACUCAAUCCCCCGUAAAACUGAUGACUAAUUUUAAGUCGUUGAUUGCUACAUCAAGCAACAUACUUCCUACAAAUGGGUAUAGUGAGCCACAAAACUCACUUGUAUGUCGUAAGCGUCGACCUGAAACUGAGGAUGAAACUGUACUGAUAGCUAGUAUUAGCACUACUCCCAAAAAUUCAGUACUCUCUGCUCAUACAGAAACCCUCCCUACACCUUAUGUGCUUAUCGAAAAGCUCCAGCCUUCAAGCUCUGUUUCAGUACUAUCUUCAGAAAUAGAACUUCUAAAGUUGUCUAUAGGAGAACUUAAGGCCGAGUUAAGGGACUUAAAAAACAAUAAGUCAGUAGAUCCUGGAAUUUCCGAUACCAAUACCAAAAUCUCCAAUUUAUCAGGUCAGAUCAGUGAUAUCAGACUGCAGGUCUGUGAACUGACACCUUUAACUAUUCUCAUGAAAACUGUAGACCUUAACAAACUUGACAGUGAAUCGAUAUCUAAGGUGGAUAACCUAAUUAACUUUGUUACUACAGAAGUAACAAAACGACUAGAUGCUAAAUUAAAUGCUAUUGUCUACAACGUUCCGGAUAAUGAGGCACUAAAAAAGGUACAGCGCAUCCUACUUAGUGAGGCGAAAAUGCCCAACUCCAAGACUAAGUGCUACAGGCUGAAGAAGAGUCAACAUGAAAAGUGUUGUCCUAUUCGUUUUCAGUUCGAAACACCUGCUGAGGCCAGAAAAUUUAUCCACUCCCAACACACCCCACUGCAAGCCAGAAAUUAUAAACUAGUAAAGGUUGCGGUGGACAAGACCGUCAUAGAAAGGCGCGUAUAUAAUUAUCACACUGAGUCUAACUGUGGAAUAAACAAUAGGACAUUGCAAGCAGCAAUUAUACCCAACCCUUUGAGAGAUACCGUAGAAUCCACCGCACCACCCCUCUCUAACCACACAGAAUUAUCUUCUCAGAGAGCGACACCAACCGAAAGGCCGCUAAAUUGUAAUCAAAUAGCCAAUAAAACUAUACCACCUACCACCGUAGAUUUAGACAUGUCACUAAAUAAUCCAAGAAAAAAAGUCAAAAUCCCCCGAAAGUUGACCAAAUCCUCUCCUAGCCAUAAGUCCAUUGGUAAAAAAGAGAAGAAUAUGACCCCAAAUCAUGCCAACAACAAUGGCAGUAUAAGUAAGCCCACAUUCCCCACGGUCAAUAGCAUUGGCACCCACAAUGUGCGAAAUAGCGCCACGGCCCACACUGAUAGCCAACGCCCAAACAAUGCCACCCUCAAGAGUACAAGUGACAAUAGUCAGAACUCGACCACCAACAACUCAGGGCAUUCACAGUAUGGCACGCUAAUAAAUUUUGAUCGGAUAUACGGUACAAGUCUGCUGGGAACUAACCCACAAAGCAGUACAUUCGAAACCCUUACAAGAACACCACUAGUACCUAACAAUAGGUGGAAUAAUAGACCAUGGUCUUCACAAGGUCCCAAUCAUUUUUUAUCCCCUGCGUCCCUGUCAGCGUUGAAAAAACAGCUGGUAGGGAUGCUAACACUCCUAAACCACUAGUGCUGGCUCCCCCUUUGCAUGAAUGUAGGAACAGUCUAGCUCACCCGCAUCCACUAAACACACUUGGUACAUGCACAAGUUUAGGUCAAAUUAAGAACCCUACCCCCGUUUCUAGCUUUACUAAAAAUAAAAAUGCCUUAGCCUAUAGCACAUCCAUUACUCCAACGCUCAAUUCUUCACCGAAAACAGCACACACUAACUCGAUAGACAUAGGUGGACAUGAUGCUGAAACUCUUCUCAACAUAGGGUCGUCAUGUCAAACAGUACUACUGGGCGCUGAACCACAUUCGGGGCUGAUUGACGAACUUAAGUACUUCAAAUGCUAUUUCAAAUCUCAUCUUUACCUAAUCCUCAUAAAUGCUAGAUCCGUUCUAAAUAAACUACCGAUGCUCAGAGCACUCACAGUAAUAUACAAACCCCCUAUAAUUGUCAUCACUGAAUCCUGGUGUAACUCGAACAUACUGGAUGAAGAGAUAAGCUUAGAUAACUAUACACACUUUCGGUGUGACAGGGAAGGUGGUAAGGGAGGGGGUUGUCUUAUGUACUUUCUGAAUGCACUUACUGUAUCACAGCUAGAAAGUAGUACACUUAACAUGCCUGAGACUUUAUGGGUUAACUUACACUUAAAUAACGCAAUAGUAUUAAUUGGAUGCACCUACAGAGCACCUGGCACCUUUAGUAAUUACGAGACCCAACUUAUUAAUACUCUAGAACAAUUAUCCACCCUCCACUACGAUCAUAAGAUCCUAUGUGGAGACUUUAACUUACCAGAAAUCAACUGGGAAAUACCCACAGGUCCAACUAAACUUGAUAAGUUCUUAGGCACACUGGAUAUACUUGGCUGGAAGCAGACCGUCACAACCCCUACAAGAGGUAAUAACGUACUAGACUUAAUCUUCUGCCACAAUAUAAGUCCCCUUUCUACCCUAGUAGGUUCUGAGUUUUCAGGGAGUGACCACAAAACAGUGCUGUGUGCACUGCCACUUCCGUCAAGUUGCAAUGCAACCCAUACCCCUACUUCACAACAAAUAACUUACAGGAACUAUAGUAAGGCAGACUGGACUCUAGUAAAAUCAAUGCUAAGAUCCUCAGAAUGGAGUGAGUACUUCUAUACUGAUAGCCUCUCGAAAGCUCUAGACAUCUUUUACUAUAACUCCAACACAUGCUUAGAUGCUGUGAUCCCAUUUCAAACACUAAAGUUUUCCCCACAUAGAAAGACAUUCAUAAAGCCAAAGGAUCGUAGGAAACUGAAAAGACUGUCAACAAGUUACUUCAGGCGACACGACUUUAGUACACUAGGGUCAAUACUUAGUACUCUUAGCUCCAUCUCGCAAGCUCAUAACUUGCGUAUGAGAAAUGAAGAAUGCACGGCACUAGCCAGCACCACCAGAGUAGGUGCUCUCACAGAAAUACUAAAGAAACGAAUGAAUCGCCAAAGCCAUAAAAUUUCUCUCCUUAUAAACAAGGGCAAACUAUACAGCAAACAUGCAGACAUGUGUGAACUGUUUAAUGAGACGUUUGCAGCUAACUACCUUAAGCCUACAAGUCCACUUCUCGGUUUACAAUCUAAAAUAGAACUCCCUUCAUCUUCAACGCUGAAACAAAUCACUACAGUUCAUUUCACUUACUCUAAUAUUAACCAAGCCGUUAAUACUCUUAAAAACUCUAGUAGUGCCGGUUUUGACGGUAUACCAUCGUAUCUUUAUAAACACGGUGGUUCUGACAUUUCCGUUUUAUUACUUAAGAUUUUUACAAUGUCCCUAGAAAGCCAAACCUAUCCAGAUAAAUGGAAAACGACAUUUAUAGUACCUAAACACAAAUCCGGAUCAAAAACUGAAGUCAACAACUAUAGGCCAAUCAAUAUUACACCCAUAGUAUCUAGAAUCAUUGAACGAAUAGUUAAAGAUGAUAUCCUCAAACAUAUGCUCAGCUGCAAUAUUCUAAGUCCCAACCAACAUGGAUUCCUAAAAUCCAGAUCAUGCAUGACAUGUCACGUUGACUUCUUUAACUACAUAACUAGCAGCCGCGACAAACAACAACUAGUACUUGUCAUCUACUUCGACAUAUCCAAAGCCUUUGACCGCGUUGACCACUUGCUUCUAAUAAAUAAGCUAAACUCUUUAGGAAUAAGUAACCCAUUAUUAGGAUGGAUUGAAUCAUUCCUUAACAAUAGGUCCCAAGUAGUUAGACUGGGUUCUGUAAACUCUAAACCUAGUCCAGUCACUUCUGGAGUAGUUCAAGGUAGCGUCUUAGGCCCCCUCCUAUUCACUCUAUAUGUCAACGACAUAUGCAGCUGUUUCUCACUAGGCAAACCAUUCAUCUUUGCAGAUGAUCUUAAAGUAGCUUACACAUUCCACUGUGAUGACUUAGGGUACUUUCAGAAAGCUGUUCAGGAAGAACUAGAUCGAGUAACUGCAUGGUCCUCCACAUGGAACCUAAAAUUCAACCUUAAAAAAUGUGGUUGGAUAUGCUUCGGUGCACCCUCAAUAAAUAUUAAACUGGUACUUGAAUCCAUCGACUUGCCUAAACUCCAAAGUGUUGUUGACCUAGGACUCAGGUACUCUAGUGACUUGACAUUUUCCGAGCAAGUGGCGACACAGACGCGUAAAUCGAGGAUGCUUCUAGGAUGCAUACUCAGGAAUUUCCACAACUACGAAGCGAAGCUAUUAUUAUAUAAAACUUGUGUCAGACCACUACUUGAAUAUUGUCCAUUUAUUCUCAGCAGCACUCGCGUAAGUGACAAACUUAAAAUAGAAAGUGUCCAACGAUACUUCACGUCUAAACUACUAGGAUUUGACUGCGAAAAGGACUACACAUCAAGGUGUAUAACUCUAGGUAUCGACCCACUCUGGAUGAGACGACUGAGCAUUAACCUAACAUUCUUCUUUAAAAUAUUGCAUAAAAUAUCAUUCUCAGACAGCAAAGAGAUACAGUUCUCACCGGAAGGCUCUUACAACCUUCGUAACCAAACGUGCAAAGUAUCUAGGAAAAACUGUAAAACAGCACUCCGUGCAAACUUCUUCAUAGUCAUGUACUCUAAGAUCUGGAACAGUUUACCCCUAGAAAUAAGGACCUGUCACUCUAUUAUAACCUUCAAACGCUUGCUAUAUAAACUGCUUCAUCCCAAUGACUAUGCCAAUCACACCGCACCACUUAUUUCCAAAACGCAUGAGCUAUUAGCACACUAUAACGCCUAGACUCAUUACUAAAUAUUACGACACUAAAUAAACUCUAAGACUUCGCAAAAUUACAUAAAAAACAACAAGAUUAUGGGUAGUGUUUACUAUACAAUGAUAUACAUUUAUAAACAUUUAUAUGUACAUAAAAUAAUAAAGUUCUUUUCAUAUUUACAUACUUUAUCUCCCUGCUGAGCGUAAUCUUCUAUAUACCUCCUGGUUGAGGUCGAACAACCCAACAUCCAAACUGAAAUGACCAUUUAUGUAAAUUCAAACUCAAAUUCCAUGAACGAUCCGAUGCAACCACUUGAAAACGCUGGCUAACAUUCUGUACAAGGAGUAUUCUUGAUCUGAAAUAAAGAAGCAACUGGUUUUCAAACAGUUAUCAAUGUAUUACUCAACUUACAUGUACAGUCUGCCAUGCUGACGCAAAUGGCGCAAAUGGAUAGUUCUAGAAUUGACCCCAUUUGAUGCAGUAAAACAAUCUAACAUUACCUUAUCUAAUUUUCGUAUCAAAGAUCAAAUUUCUUUCCUAUUAUAAAACUACGAUAAGACUGCUGACAAAAAUGGAAUAAAUACAUUAUUGAAUCAAAAUAAUACAUCAAUAAACUUUAUCUCACGGAUGCUGUUCACAACAAAGUUUUAUAGGAGAAUUGACUUCAAGCUUUAUUUUU
This is a messenger RNA of Trichobilharzia szidati, 5593 nucleotides long. The record is from the annotation of a GenBank genome assembly. Lineage: Eukaryota; Metazoa; Platyhelminthes; Trematoda; Strigeidida; Schistosomatidae.